GAAAAUUAUUAAAAAAUGCUUAGUUGAAGUAAAGACUCGUUUCAAAAUGAACAAAAUAGCAUUUACCGGAUCUGUACUGAUUGCCUUCUGCGCUCUGCAGUUGGUAAACUCAUUGACCUGUUACACGUGUUACUCGCCUCAGGAGUGUAAGAAUGCUAAAUUGAUCACUUGCAAUGAGGUUGCGGCCAAUGAAACAACUCGCCAGUUGAAACUGUAUCAUACAUACGUGUCCAACGUUACUAGCACUAACUUUAAAUGUUUGGAUUUGCGAUAUUUAUGGUUCGACGACAAUCAUAAUGCAGAUAACAAUGUGACUCUAUUUGGUUGUGUUUAUCCGAAUGUUCAGCCGUGCACUCGAUCAAUAUUACCUGACCUAAAUACAUAUAAUGUGAAAUUUUGCGAAACAUGUGGUACAGACAUGUGCAAUCCAGCGGGUAAAUUAAGCAGCAGUGUGUAUACAAUCGCUGCCACUGUGGUCGCUGUAAUGUUGGCUAAGGCUUUUGCCUAAACAACUUAUUCAUUCAUAAGAUUGUUUCGUGACAAUUUAUCAAUACAAUAAAUAAAAACAUAGCUCCGCCAAAGUCGAAUGCGUUCAACAUUAAA
Molecule: messenger RNA, 603 nt
Organism: Drosophila busckii
Lineage: Eukaryota; Metazoa; Arthropoda; Insecta; Diptera; Drosophilidae
Product: maker456
Exons: 3
Coding region: 47-508 (153 amino acids)
Source: RefSeq, a predicted model, not a curated record